This is a messenger RNA of Anopheles nili, 1365 nucleotides long. RefSeq names its product zinc finger protein 43-like. NCBI's taxonomy places the organism in Eukaryota, Metazoa, Arthropoda, Insecta, Diptera, Culicidae. The transcript has 4 exons. Gene Ontology annotation, cellular component: nucleus. The record is from RefSeq and is a predicted model, not a curated record. The coding region runs from base 1 to 1365 and encodes 454 amino acids. Gene Ontology annotation, molecular function: zinc ion binding.
AUGCCGAUGCCAAUUCCGAAUGAGCUAACCGUUUAUACUUAUAACAACAACACAACAUUAUUGUGUUUGAAUAAUUCUGAUGAUCUAAGAUUGCUGUUUUAUGCAGAGUUUAAAAUAAAUAUUUUGCCCAUCAUACGACACAACGUCGGAUUAGAAAUCACGGAAGACGAUGGAUAUUCUAAAAUGAUAUGCUCACAAUGUAUCACAAAACUCAAAACCAUUAAAGAAUAUAUCAAACUAUUUCAUGAAUCUGACCGAAAACUUCGAGAUACGAUCAUCGCGAAAACAAAUAUUGAAACUUCUGAUAAUGUGUCAAUUCGAGAUGGGCAAAAGCUAAAAAAGGAGCAUGAACAUGUUCCACAGUUACAUAGUUUCAAAUGUUACAUUUGCAACAGUGCUUCGCUGGGGUCUCGAAAGAAUUUGAUAGAGCAUUUAGCUACACACGUGGAUAAAGUGCCGUACACCUGCCGCCUUUGCGUCAUGGAUACGGUUGUUUUAACACGCGUACGAACCUUGAAUACUCACAUGAAAAUGCAUGAACAACCGGUUAAAUGUGAUUAUUGCGAUCGUCGCUAUAGUAACACCGCUGGAAAAUAUUAUCAUACACAAACAUACCAUCUCGGUGGUGGAGCUCCAUGUACAGUAUCAUGUGAAAUAUGUGGCAAGCAAUAUGGCUUAGAGGUAUCUUUGAAACAGCACUUAAAAUAUCACACGACCAUAUUGAAGUGUCGUGUAUGUGAUAAGGUGUUCAAUCACCCGAAUAAAAGACGCAACCAUGAACUUACGCACAAUGAAACCAAGGGCUAUGAGUGUGUUGUUUGUAAGAAGGUACUGCAAACGAUCGAAUCAUACGAUGUGCAUCUUAAAAAACACACUCAAGAACGCAGCUAUACAUGUUCUCUCUGUCCAAAGAAAUUCAAUACCUCGUUCAAUCUCAUCUUGCAUUUAAAGGUACAUGCCAAGAAUUAUAAUUACCGCCCAGCCCGAUCAUGGGUAGAACACUACACAAUACUAAGUCGCAAUCCUAUGCAAUACAAGUGCAAGUAUUGCGAGCGAUACAGCACCGAUAAGGUAAAGAAUAUGAUCUCUCAUUUGCAAGCUCACUUCAAAGAGUACAAAUGCGAAAAUUGCGAUCGAUCGUUCGCUACCGCUAAACAAUUACGUGCGCACUACACUACACACACGGGCGAAAAGUCCGAAAUAUGUCAACACUGUGGAAAAUGUUUUUCAACUAAAAAUAAUUUACGUAUUCAUUUAAAGUCUCAUAAUCAUGAAGUUGUUACACUAGUUGAUCAACACUUUGCCUCAGUAGAUAAGGUUUCUUCUCCCCAAUCCUGCAGUAAUUCUUCUGUAAAUAAAAAAUAA